Lactuca sativa (garden lettuce) is the source of this 1530-nucleotide messenger RNA. RefSeq names its product mitochondrial carnitine/acylcarnitine carrier-like protein. NCBI's taxonomy places the organism in Eukaryota, Viridiplantae, Streptophyta, Magnoliopsida, Asterales, Asteraceae. Gene Ontology annotation, molecular function: L-ornithine transmembrane transporter activity. Gene Ontology annotation, biological process: mitochondrial L-ornithine transmembrane transport. The record is from RefSeq and is a predicted model, not a curated record.
AAAGAGAGAAACCUGUAAUGUUAAUAAUAGGCACACCAAAAUUUUUAAGUGCAGCAAACAAGAUCGCAGUAUCUUCCCCAAUCUGGUUGCAAUAAACAGGAUCGCUGUAUCUUCACCAAUCAUAUUGGGUCGAUUGCGAUUCAUCGUAAAGAAUCUCGAAUUGGUCUCAUUUUCGGAUUCAUCCUGUUUAUAAGCCAGUGUGAGAUUAGAUUCAGAUCCCAUUGCCAAACCCAGCCCUAAUUUUCCUCAUUUCGCAAGAUUCUCUCCGAUCUUUUCAUAACCUCCGAAAGUUUUUAACCUCAGUUGACUCCCAACCCUAAUCUUUUUGAUUAUUCCAUAGCUUUAAUCGUUGAUUUCAAGAUACGUUAAUGCUGAUAUUCAGCCGUUGAUUACUCUUACACCCACUUGAUCUGAUUCUUUGAGGUUUGGAAUAACCGAUUAGUUGCUCCUUCUCUUUCUGUUCAUCCAAUAUUCUUCAAAGAUGACAGACGUAGCGAAGGAUUUAACAGCAGGAACAAUAGGAGGGGCAUCACAGUUGAUAGUGGGACACCCAUUUGACACCAUCAAGGUCAAACUCCAAAGUCAACCGGUCCCACCACCCGGUCAACGCCCUAAAUAUUCAGGCGCCAUAGAUGCUGUUAAACAAACAGUAGCAGCAGAGGGACCACGAGGCCUAUACAAAGGCAUGGGUGCCCCUCUUGCUACUGUUGCUGCAUUAAAUGCAGUUUUGUUCACGGUUAGGGGUCAAAUGGAAGCCCUUUUGCGGUCUGAACCCGGGGCACCCCUAACCGUGAACCAGCAGGUGGUGGCUGGAGCCGGGGCUGGAGUUGCAGUCGCCGUUCUAGCCACCCCUACUGAGCUAAUCAAGUGCAGACUGCAGGCCCAAGGUGCAGCAGUCACCGGACCAGGGGCGGCAGUAACUGCCGCCAUAAAAUACAGCGGCCCAAUGGAUGUAGCAAAGCAAGUUUUAAGAUCCGAAGGCGGCAUAAAAGGUCUUUUCAAAGGUUUAAUCCCGACAAUGGGGCGGGAAGUCCCGGGAAAUGCCGCCAUGUUUGGUGUCUACGAAGCCCUAAAACAAUACUUCGCCGGAGGAACCGACACCUCCGGCCUUGACCGUGGUUCACUGAUAGUCGCCGGAGGUUUGGCCGGAGGUGCAUUUUGGGUUUCGGUUUACCCUACGGAUGUGAUCAAGAGUGCAAUACAAAUUGAUGAUUAUAGAAACCCUAAAUAUUCGGGUUCGAUUGAUGCUUUUAAGAAGAUUGUUAAAGCGGAAGGAGUUGGAGGUUUGUAUAAAGGGUUUGGACCCGCGAUGGCUAGAAGUGUACCCGCUAAUGCCGCUUGUUUUUUGGCGUAUGAGGGUGUGAGAUCGAGUUUGGGUUGAUUUUUAAAGGUUUAAGAAUAUUGUUUUAAUAAAAGGGUUUACAAUUUUUUUUAUAGUUUUGAUCAUGAAAGAGUAGUUUUGUUUAUUUGAUUGUAAGGUUGCCCUUUAACAUUUGGUUGAUGAAAGGAAUCAUGAAGGAUUUUGGGAUA